UCUCAUUAGGUCACAGUUCUUCAACAUUGUCCCACCGUAAUGCAGCUUUGAUGCGCAGGCGUCUUACCACAACCUAGAAGCAAAACAACCGCAAAAUAUUCGGUGUGUGUAGUGACGACGAAUUUACUGCAACGCAGAUUCCAGUGCCAACGACCAUGGUUGGUUAGAAGAAAUUUAUUUUCGCACACAAAGCUCAUUUAACUUAACCAGCUGUAAGUGCGAAUUAUCGAUACACUUGAAGGGUAGCAGGAAAAAUACAUACGAAUACAACAGUCCAUUUGACUCAAUUGUACACUUGAACUUUUCACAUUCUAAACGCAUUCACUCCACAGCAACAGGAUGGGCAACAACAAGUUAUACGCAGUGAUUUUGAUUUUGGCCGCAAUGGCAAUCGAUUGGAGCGCAAGCAACCACUUGCCAACUCAUCGCCUGGACUAUCCAGAGGAUGCGUUGACGUUGAAUGAACGGUUCUUUAACGAUGUGCGGGCGCUGAUUAAGCGACGACUCAAGGAGAAUGCAGCGUUACAAGAAAUACAUAUGGAUAAUGAGAAUGGUGUUGUUGGUAUUGGCGUUGGCGUUGGCGAUGGUGGAAUUGUCGGUAGCAGCAAUAGUGGCAGUAAUAGCAAUGAAUUGCCACCGGGUUACGAACGAGCCAACGCUGGUGAAGGUGGUAAUGGCGCAAUGAAUGUGAUAACGCCACCUCCCACGGUGCCAACACCUGUGCUGGUGGAGAAUUGGCCCACCGAAAGCCACUCCUUUGGCCAGGUCGCUGCUGUGUCUAUUGAUCCGCACGGUAAUCCGGUCAUCUUUCAUCGCGCCGAUAGAUAUUGGGAUGCAAACACAUUUAAUGACAGCAACAUUUUCUAUCUGAUCGAAUAUGGUCCUAUAAAGGAGAAGACCAUAUACAUUUUGGAUCCCAAAACUGGUGCCAUCAAAUCUGGUUGGGGUGAGGAGAUGUUCUACAUGCCACAUGGCCUAACUAUUGAUAUACAUGGAAAUUAUUGGAUAACGGAUGUGGCAAUGCAUCAGGCAUUUAAGUUCAAACCAUUUGAAACGCAACCCCUACUAACUGUGGGAAAACGAUUCAAACCUGGCUCAUCCAUUAAUCAUCUCUGCAAGCCCACUUCCGUUGCGGUAGCCACAACAGGCGAGUUCUUCAUUGCCGACGGCUACUGUAAUAGUCGCAUAUUGAAAUUUAACGCUGCUGGACGCAUUUUACGCACAAUACCACAACCGCCGGAAUUCCUCUCACUACAAGUCCCACAUGGCAUCACACUACUGGAACACUUAGACCUCCUAUGUAUUGCCGAUCGUGAAAAUAUGCGUGUGGUUUGUCCAAAAGCGGGCUUGAAGUCGUCACGAGGUGAGGGUCAGCCGGCCGCCACCAUACAGGAACCCGAUUUGGGGCGUGUCUUUGGCGUUGCUGCAUACGGUGAUAUAGUGUAUGCCGUUAAUGGACCAACAUCAAUGUUACCCGUACGUGGUUUCACCAUAGAUCCACGUUCUGAGACGAUCAUUGGCCAUUGGGGUGAAUUCAAAAAUCCACAUUCGAUUGCAGUGUGUGUUAACGGUUCGGCAUUGUAUGUAACUGAGAUUGGUACAAAUCAUCAGACCAAUAAAGUGUGGAAAUAUGUAUUGGUUUAAAGGACAAGGAGAGUGAAUGCAGCAGUGUGGCAUAGGUGCUGUGGUGGUUUACGAAGUGUUAAAAUAUUCAUAAAUGAAAAAUAAUAAUAAAAGUAAAAAAAUAAAAAUAAUAAACACAAAUAUUAUCAUGUUUAAAAACCAUACAAAGCAACAAU
Molecule: messenger RNA, 1799 nt
Organism: Ceratitis capitata (Mediterranean fruit fly)
Lineage: Eukaryota; Metazoa; Arthropoda; Insecta; Diptera; Tephritidae
Gene: Pal2
Product: peptidyl-alpha-hydroxyglycine alpha-amidating lyase 2
Exons: 8
Coding region: 340-1644 (434 amino acids)
Biological process (GO): peptide metabolic process
Cellular component (GO): extracellular region; membrane
Molecular function (GO): catalytic activity; protein binding
Source: RefSeq, a predicted model, not a curated record